Molecule: messenger RNA, 536 nt
Organism: Gongylonema pulchrum
Lineage: Eukaryota; Metazoa; Nematoda; Chromadorea; Rhabditida; Gongylonematidae
Source: the annotation of a GenBank genome assembly
UCCAAAUAUAUACAUGUGUCCUAAGUCUUGAAGAAAAAAAAAAAGAAUCGGGAAAUUUCGUGUUUCCGCAAUACUGCUGUACCAUUAUGACCGUGACUGGAGUGCAAAUUAUUACCAGGAUAGCGUGUGAAUCAAUCGGCAAGCGAACAGCACCGCGUCACACACCGUGGUCCGCGAUCGGCCGAUCCUCAGCUGUAUGGGCAGGCAUUUUCGCUCUGGUAUGCCACGAAUAUCCGCUCGUAAUUAUGCUUCAAUUUUUACCCAACUACAUGCGCGAUGUGUUACAAUUUGCGCCUGCAAAAAACGGUAUUGUAUCAGCAGUGCCAAUUGCCUGCUUAUUUGUGAGUAAAACGCUCUCAUCCAGCAUUUCCACAUGGCUUACAAAGCACACCGGAUGGACAAAAACAAAUAUUUGCAAGAUGUUCAACGGGAUUGCGUCGGCAGGGUUGUCGGUGUGCGUCUUGAUGGUACCACAAUUUGAUAAAGAGAGAUCAUUUUUGGCAACAGCUGCUUUAUGCGGUGCUAUGCUUUUUGCG